Oppiella nova is the source of this 2643-nucleotide messenger RNA. NCBI's taxonomy places the organism in Eukaryota, Metazoa, Arthropoda, Arachnida, Sarcoptiformes, Oppiidae. The record is from the annotation of a GenBank genome assembly.
AUGGCAUCGUUGAAUAAUUACAUCAAGACUUCGAAGUAUAGUCUGUUGACAUUCCUCCCCCUCAACCUCUUCGAGCAGUUCCAAAGACUCGCAAAUUUCUAUUUCCUUUGUCUUCUCAUACUUCAGGUAAUUCCCUACAUAUCUUCCUUAACACCAGUGGCAACAGCAGUGCCUUUGAUUGUUGUGCUGACACUAACGGCACUCAAAGAUGCUAUCGAUGACAUCCAAAGACAUAGAAGUGAUAAUCAGAUCAAUAAUCGUCUCUCAAAAGUGCUACGAAACGGAAAGGUAGCUGAAGAGCGCUGGUAUAAAGUACAGGUCGGAGACAUCGUUCUCAUGGAAAAUGACAAUUUCGUUGCCGCCGACCUCUUAAUGCUAUCCACCAGUGAACCCAACGGUCUUUGUUAUGUGGAAACAGCAGAACUGGACGGCGAAACGAAUUUGAAGUGCAGACAAGCCAUACCGGAAACCUCUGAACUUGGGGAUGAUAUUCAUUUGCUCAGCAGGUUUAAUGGCGAGAUGAUCUGUGAGCCGCCCAAUAAUAAUUUGACUCGUUUUGAGGGGACUCUUCAUUAUAACGGACAGACCUUUUCUGUAGACAACGACAAAAUGCUUUUGAGAGGCUGUCGACUGCGGAACACUAAAUGGUGUUUUGGUGUUGUCGUGUUUGCCGCCAGUGGUGUUUGGGAGACAGUGACGGGACAAUACUUCAGGGCAUACCUACCCUGGGAUACGAUAGUACCAGCUAAUCCGAAAAGUGGUGCGACUGUCAUAGCAGUCCUCGUGUUCUUCUCGUACGCAAUAGUCCUCAAUACAGUGGUUCCCAUCUCUCUGUAUGUGAGCGUCGAAGUGAUCCGCUUUUGUCACUCAUUGUGGAUCAAUUGGGAUGAGAAGAUGUAUUACUCGAUCACAGACGUGGCGGCAAAGGCCAGGACUACUACUUUAAACGAAGAGUUGGGACAAAUUCAGUACAUAUUCAGUGAUAAGACGGGAACAUUAACUCAGAAUAUCAUGACUUUCAACAAGUGUUCCAUUGGUUCCAAUCUUUACGGCGAAGUCUUGGAUGAGAUUACUGGCGAACCGUUAGAGAUAACUGAAGACAUGGUUUCGGUUGACUUUUCCGGUAAUGCCUUAUAUGAGGAGUCCUUCAAAUUCUACGACCAGACACUUCUCGAUGAAAUAAAUGGCGGCAAUAAAGAGGUUCAGGAGUUCUUUAAGCUACUGGCGCUCUGCCAUACAGUGAUGUGUGAAGAAAAAGACGGCAAACUUGAAUACCAGGCGCAGUCACCCGACGAGGCGGCCCUCACUUCUGCCGCUCGAAACUUCGGUUUUGUAUUUCGGAGCCGAACGCCGACGAGUAUAACGAUUGAAGAAUUGGGCAAAACUGAAGUCUACGAACUCUUAGCUAUUCUUGACUUUAAUAACGUUCGCAAACGAAUGUCUGUGAUAAUUCGUAAAAACGGGAAAAUCCUUCUCUACUGCAAAGGCGCCGAUACUGUGAUAUUCGAGAGAAUGGACGCGAGUUGUGCCGAACUAAAGCUGAAUACUGUCGACCACUUGAAUAAGUUCGCCGGAGAAGGGCUCAGAACUCUGUGUUAUAGUUGUCAGUUAUUAACUGAUGAAAUGGUGGACACGUUUACGAUAGAGGGCUGGGAGUACGAGGACGUGGAGAAUGAAUUAAAGAGAUGUCGAGAGAACAUCGCAAAUGUCAUGAGUCACUCAUACGGCGCCACCGAUUUAAAUGUGGUGUCAUUUCGUGGCAAUAAUUUGAGUCCAAACGACAAUAAUUUGAUGAAUCGAGUGAACGAUAGAUACGAGAACAGAGCGAGUGCUCCAAACGCCAGUCCCAUCGAAGUGAACGAAACCGAUUCUGGACAGGAAGGAAUGCAGGCCGUCCUGUCGAGUGACUUUUCUAUCGCACAGUUCCGGUUCUUAGAGCGCCUACUCCUAGUGCACGGCCGAUGGUCUUACUUCCGAAUGUGUAAAUUUCUUCGGUAUUUCUUUUACAAGAACUUUGCGUUCACUCUCUGCCACUUCUGUGUCGCUCACGGAAUCGUAUCAUCUUUUAUACUAUUCUUCAUCCCUUACGGCGCCUUCAAGAAUGCUGUCGGACCCGAAGGCAUCAAUUUGGACGGCCAUCAGAUCUUUGGGACAGUCGUCUCGACGAUUCUGGUUCUAGUCGUGACCGCUCAAAUAGCUUUGGACACCUCCUACUGGACAGUAUUCAACCAUAUCGUGAUCUGGGGAAGUGUCGCCUUCUACUUCGCGAUGACUCUAUUCAUUAACAGUAAUCUGAUUGGAAACCAAUACUUGGGUUGCCUUCGCAUGACUCUGAGCUCCGGUCAGUUCUGGUUCACACUGUUCCUGGUGUUGGCCAUUCUGUUGGUGCCCGGAGUGGCCAAUCGCUUCUACCACACGUCAGUGCACCCGACCCUUAGUGACAGGUGUCGCUACAAACAGCGAAUCUCCCGAAUGAGGGCCAGACCUGAGCCGCAGAUGAGGCGCAGGAGUUCUGUGCGAAGGAGUCGUCGCUCUAUCCGUUCGGGGUAUGCCUUCUCACACCAGGAGGGCUUCGGACGCCUCAUAAUGAGCGGCAAAAUCAUGAAACAACACAAAUCCAAAGCUCAUCCCAACGCCAAUAGC